Striga asiatica is the source of this 1221-nucleotide messenger RNA. Lineage: Eukaryota; Viridiplantae; Streptophyta; Magnoliopsida; Lamiales; Orobanchaceae. The record is from the annotation of a GenBank genome assembly.
GUCUUUUAAACCUCACCCUUUGCUUUCGCUCGCUCUCCGCCGCUCGCAUUUCCAUUCCUAACCUCUUUUCCUACGCCGCUAUGUCUGUGAUCAGCCGGCUCGGGGUGACAGCCAGGCUCGCUUCUCGACUGCGUCGAGCCUACGGCUCAAAUGCGGCGGCUCAGCUUGACUACUAUUAUUACGAUGAGGAAGAGGACGGGAACCGGGCAGAAAUGGCGGAAUCGGAGUUCUGGGAGACUCCGGGGAGAAGUGUGCAGUGGGUGAUAAUGGGCGAUCCAACGGUCAUACGUCAUGUAUACGCCCAGCGGCUCGCCAAGCUUCUAGACGUUCCUCAUAUCUCCAUGGGCUCUCUCGUUCGACAGGAACUCAAUCCUAAUUCUCCCCUCUACAAAAAGAUUGCUGCUGCUGUGAAUCAAGAGAAGUUAGUUCCAGAGGACAUAAUAUUUGGUCUUUUAUCCAAGCGGCUAGAGGAAGGCUACCGUGAAGGUGAAAAUGGCUUUAUUUUGGAUGGGAUCCCUCGAACGAGGAUGCAAGCUGAAAUACUAGACCAAAUUGCCCACAUAGAUUUGGUGGUGAAUCUUAAGUGCACUGAGGAGUGUGUGGUGAAGAAAACUUUAGGUGGUGGAAUUUAUUCUUCUCCUCUCAAUCUCAAUCUUCAGCCAAAUGCAGGUCCUUGUCAAUCUUCGAGUGUUGACUCAGAUCCCAACUGGAAGGAGAAACUUCACAUGUUUUCCGAAAAGAGGAAGCCCCUGGAGGAAUACUAUAAGCAACAGAAGAAGCUUGUGGAGUUCCAGGUGGGCGGGGCACCUGGGGACCCCUGGAAUGGUCUUUUGGCUGCACUACACCUGCCACACAUGAAUACUAAUAAUGUUGUCACUUCACCACACAAGUUGAUGCCAUGAUUUCUAUUUUCCUUCCUUUUGUUCACUUCACAACUGUUGUGGGAGGGAACGCAAGAUAUUGAUCUUGAAAUUUUUGUAGUGCAUAUAUAUAUUUAUAUCCAAUUUUGUUUUAUUGAUGAAAGGUUACUAUCAUUAUCCUUUUGUUUUAUGUUGAAGACUUCAAGUAUAGUUUAUCGCUGAAUGGAGUGUAAACAACAUUGUCGGGCAUUUUAUGUUGUGUUGUGAUGAUUUCUAUUUAUUCAUCUGUUUUGUGUUGAGGUUUUAUCAACUGAUGUUAAUUUGACAUAUUAGUCCCACAAGGACGCGAGGCAACAAUUGU